Achroia grisella is the source of this 939-nucleotide messenger RNA. Its product is annotated as carbonyl reductase [NADPH] 1-like. Lineage: Eukaryota; Metazoa; Arthropoda; Insecta; Lepidoptera; Pyralidae. The coding region runs from base 1 to 939 and encodes 312 amino acids. The transcript has a single exon. Gene Ontology annotation, molecular function: carbonyl reductase (NADPH) activity. The record is from RefSeq and is a predicted model, not a curated record.
AUGAGUAAUAAAGUGGCAGUUAUAACCGGCUCCAACAAGGGCAUCGGUUUUGGAAUUGUGAAAGGUUUAUGCCAAAAGUUCAAUGGAAUAGUAUAUUUGACAUGUCGAGAUGUCGCUAAAGGGAAGGAAGCAAUAGCGAAACUGAACAAAAUAGGACUCCAUCCUGAAUAUCAUCAGUUGGACGUUUCCAAUAGAGACAGCGUUGUAAAAUUUAGAGAUCAUAUCAAAGGUACACAUAGUGGAAUAGAUAUACUAAUUAACAACGCCGGCGUUGCUGGUAAAUACUACGACAGUUACGAAUCUCAUAAAGAAGUCAUUAAUAUCAAUUACGGCAGCAUUUUACUGGUAGAAGAACUCCUCUUCCCACUGCUAAAGGAUUCAGCCCGUGUUCUUAACAUAUCAAGCGAUUGUGGACAUCUAUCAAACAUUAAGAAUAAACAUUGGCUGCAGAGACUUAGCAAUAGGGAUAUUACAAGAAACGAUAUUGACGAAUUUGUGAAGUGGUUUUUGGAUUCAGUGAGAAAUGGAACGUUUCAAAAGAGUGAUAUUGCAGAUUUUGGAAGCGUAGCAUCUUAUAGGGUGUCGAAAGUAGCAAUUAGCGCAUUAACAAUGAUACAGCAAAGAGAUCUCCAAUCUAGGAACAUAAGUGUAAACUCAAUGCAUCCUGGCUUAGUUGCUACUGAUAUGACAACGAGAAUUGGUUUCUUUACGCCCGACCAAGCGGCCGAAACCCCGAUAUAUUUAGUGCUGGAUGCUCCCCAAAGUUUGAAAGGUGCUUAUGUAUGGUAUGACAGGCGUGUUAUAGACUGGUAUGAUUAUAAAACAGAUUACUACUUCAAAUAUGCGUCUGUUGGAAAACAAUUAAUAAAGAAUGUUGUGACCACAAAGUGGAUCCUGAUAUUGGUUAUCGCUUAUUUUGCUUACUAUUAUCUAUACUAA